AUGGGUGGGAGUCGAUCAGUAUCUGGCUCUGAGAGGGAGAGUCAGCCAAGAACUAAAAAAAUUCAUGAUGAUGGCAUGACCAAAACAACUCCAAACAAAUGGAAAGGGACAUGUGAAGAAGGUCAAGAUUUCAACACUUCCAUGUGCAACUUCAAGCUGAUUGGAGCUAGAUAUUUCAACAAGGGAGUGAUUGCUGCAAAUCCCAAUGUUACACUCAGCAUGAACUCAGCUAGAGACACUGAGGGUCAUGGAACUCACACAUCAUCAACAGUUGCUGGCAACUAUGUUAGUGGAGCCUCUUUCUUUGGGUAUGCUAAAGGGGUGGCUAGAGGCAUUGCACCAAAAGCUAGGCUUGCCAUGUACAAGGUUGUUUGGGAAGAGGGUCGUGUAGCCGCUGAUGUUUUGGCUGGCAUGGACCAAGCCAUUGCUGAUGGGGUUGAUGUGAUUUCCAUCUCUAUGGGGUUUGAUGAUGUUCCUCUUUAUGAGGACCCUAUAGCAAUUGCUUCUUUUGCAGCAAUGGAAAAAGGGGUGUUGGUUUCAUCUUCUGCAGGUAACUAUGGUCCUGAUUUUGGUUCCUUGCACAAUGGAAUCCCCUGGCUUCUCACUGUGGCUGCAGGCACCAUAGACCGCACAUUUGGUGCUCUAGUUCUUGGAAAUGGCCAAACCAUCGCUGGUUGGACCUUGUUUCCAGCAAAUGCCAUAGUGGAAAAUCUUCCACUUAUCUACAACAAGAAUAUAUCAGCAUGUAACUCAGUCAAGGUGUUAUCCAAAGUGGCCACACAUGGGAUCAUUCUCUGUGACACUAAGUUAGACACAGUGUUCAUGUCUAAGCAAAUGUGGUUUGCUGAUAAAGCCAGUUUGUUAGGGGCAGUGUUUAUCUCCGAUUCCCCUUUAUUAGAUGACACAGGUAUUGGCAGAUCUCCAAGCAUUGUAAUCAGUGCACAGGAUGCACAAUCCGUGAUCAAGUAUGCAAAAAGCCAAAAGAAGCCAACAGCCAGCAUCAAAUUUCAACAAACAUUUGUUGGAAUAAAGCCAGCACCAGCUGCUGCCUCUUACUCUUCAAGAGGUCCUUCACCUAGCUAUCCUGGGGUCUUAAAGCCAGACAUAAUGGCACCAGGCUCAAAUGUUCUUGCUGCUUUCAAUCCUCAUUUGGAAACAGCCACCAUUAGCACCAAUGUGAUCUUACCUAGUGACUACAAUUUGUUGUCUGGAACAUCCAUGGCCUGCCCUCAUGCUUCCGGUGUUGUUGCUCUUUUGAAAGCUGCACACCCUCAAUGGAGUGCUGCUGCUAUAAGGUCUGCACUAGUAACCACAGCUAGUCCUCUAGAUAAUACUCAAAAUCCAAUUAGAGACUAUGGUUACCCUUCUCAAUAUGCUUCCCCUCUUGCCAUUGGAGCUGGUCAAAUUGAUCCUAACAAAGCACUUGAUCCAGGUUUGAUAUAUGAUGCCACCCCACAGGACUAUGUUAAUCUCCUUUGUGCUUUGAACUACACAAAAAAACAAAUCUUAACCAUCACAAGAUCAACCUCCUACAACUGUUUCAAACCAUCCUUUGAUCUUAACUACCCUUCCUUCAUAGCUUUCUACAACAACAAAACAAGGUCAGUUUUCCACCAGUUUAGGAGGACAGUGACCAAUGUUGGAAAUGGUCCUGCCACAUACAGAGCCAAGGUGACACAACCUAAGAGCUUUGUGGUGACAGUAUCACCUACU
Molecule: messenger RNA, 1713 nt
Organism: Cajanus cajan (pigeon pea)
Lineage: Eukaryota; Viridiplantae; Streptophyta; Magnoliopsida; Fabales; Fabaceae
Source: RefSeq, a predicted model, not a curated record